Molecule: messenger RNA, 5724 nt
Organism: Thrips palmi
Lineage: Eukaryota; Metazoa; Arthropoda; Insecta; Thysanoptera; Thripidae
Exons: 15
Coding region: 1144-5157 (1337 amino acids)
Biological process (GO): double-strand break repair via homologous recombination; regulation of establishment of protein localization to chromosome
Cellular component (GO): nuclear chromosome; nucleoplasm
Source: RefSeq, a predicted model, not a curated record
UGAAGACCUACCUAAAUAAAAUAUCUAUGGCUUGGAGAGCCACAGGUAGAAGGGGAGACCGAACGCUGAGCCAGUGAACAGCAUGAAGGACAGGGUCAGCUUGUACCUAUUCUCGAUGCUGAAUGGCAGGUUCUGAAACAGGGACCAGAGCGAGGGAUAAGCAACGGUGCCAUUCUCAUGUCACCAUAACGCAGGCAGCACGAGCGGCGAAGAUCGAAUCACGAAUUAGUAGCUGCAAACGGAAUAACUAUCAUAAGCAGGCAAUGGGUAGGAAAGAGACUGGAUGCAGUGCAAAAAUGUAUUUUUGCCACACGGUGGAAAAAGAGCGACACAGAAUAGAAGAUGCCAAGUAUUUGGUCAACCUCGUUUCAAUCGGUACGAAAAAAAAGUGGAUAGAGAAAAUUGAUGCCAUCAACACUCAACUGGGACAUAACCUCUGAAAGGUAAGGUACUUACGCUGCCAGCCUUGGGCCACAGACCCUCUUGGCCAUGCCCUCCGGCCCUGACAACGGAUGUUGAGAAGUUUCUGGAGACGGCGCUCGCAACUCUGGCUCCCGAUGAGGCGAUCAUGUUCGCAGAUUCUUUAAAAUAUAGCGAAAAUCAAGACUUGCGCGGACUGCGACGAACUUUUGCAGCAGAAAGUCGUGACCUCGCCUCGUAAACAAAUGAUGGCUACGAACCAGCUGGAACUGCGGUCGGAAAUGGUCGCAGGGAUUGGGGAAAAAAUCUCUUAAAAACACGAUAUUACCCGUCAGAUUAUACUAAUUCACGGAAAUUCAAAGGUCGAACAAGAUUUCGAAAGAGAAACAAAGCAAAUUCCUACCAGUUUGAAAUUUACAAGAUGCUUGAUGUAGAACAGACCCACUCUAGUUGUUAUGUUUUGAAAGUUGAGCGCGGAUACACAAAAGAAGGACUUGCAUCGCUUGCAUUUAGAAAAUGAUUGAAGAUUGGUAAACAAUGCAUUUUUAAAGUUGAACCCGAAUAACCUGCAAAUGAGUUUGACUAUUCCUGCCAAUUUGGUUUGCAAGAAGUAUGGUGUCUCUCUGUUCCUGUCUUGAUUGGUGAACAUUUUAAGGGGUUAGAUGGUGACCAUUUGAGUGUCUGCUUGAGGACGUAUUGACAGUUCACUCGAUAUUUUGAGGGAUGCAGAAUGUCAGUGAAGAUGAGGGCAAGCACAUCAUCACAGCAAGCAACGUCAACAAGAGGCUGUCGUUCCGGGGCAGGGAAAAAUUUGUCGAGGUGUUCUGUCAAGGGAGGAAUAAUUACCGAUGGGCAGAGCUUUCUCAGGUUAUUGCCACACCUGUAGACCAAGCCAUAUCAUGGAGCUCAUCAGACGAAGAAUUUGACGAGGCCUCCUCUCAGUCUCAGCGAGGACGUCAACUUCCUAAUCGUACACUUGCAUCUCACAUCAAUUUUGGUGACUGUAAAUUGGUGAGGAAAAGAGGGCGCCGACACUCUUCAGCACAGUUUGUUAGAUCCAUUGAGAAACGGCCGAGGGAGAGGCCAGGGAAAUGCAUUGACAGUCCAUUAGCUGGAAGAAGUGGGGAAUGUAAUCCCACUGCACCUUCUUCUGAAAUGCCUGACUCCUCUUUUGAGAGAGGCAAUUCUGUUAAAGGAUCAGAAUCAAUUGAACACCAAGAUAUUUGGGAGAAAAACUUAUCUAUUUUAAAUCAAACAGUGAACCUAACACCGGAUGAUUCUGUGAACUCUAAUUCAAAUGAAAAGCUCGAUCAACAACAACCUUCUCCUAAAGCAGCUAAGACAGCUUCAGAAAUUGAAGUAACAUCACCAAUUCUUGUACCUCGUGUUAACAGAAUUUGUAGAAGAAGAAUGCCUGAUAGAAAAGAAUUGAAAUCAGCAGAAGAAACAGCUCCUGUGUCUGCACCCACCACAGUCCCUAGUUCCCCUAUCUUUAAAACAAGCAAACCCAAAUGGGUUUCUGUUCAAAAAUUGUUAAAAACUGCUCCAUCCAAAGUAGGAAAUAAGUCACAUUUUGAACGUAAGGAUCUUGUUUCUCUUCCUUCGAGAAAUGUAGUUUUGAGUAACAACACCUCUCCAGAAGCAGUAAAUGAAUCAUCGAAUGUUAUCUUUGUAGAACCCACUUUGACAUCAUCACCUACAAAGUCAAAUAUACUUGAAACUCCUGCAUCACCUGUAAUCGGAAGAACUGUAAAGAGACAAAAACGUAUGAUCGUUGAUAAAGAUAUGUCACCAAUUCUUGGAUCCAAAGAUGUAAAUCGUCCAAUAAAAUUGAUAAAGGCUACUCGCUCAUUGAUGAAUGGAUCUAUGAAUAAAAGCAGUGAUGUAGUUUUUGAUAGUUCAUUCAAGGAAGACAAGACUGUUUCAGAAUCAUCAACUUUUGAUGUUAGUCUGUUGAAUGAUGCUAAAUUUGUUGGAGAAGAAGAGGAGUCUAAACUGCUUGCUUCUCAAUACAGAGCAGCAGCCAAGCGCUCCUUAGAUUUCUCAUUUCAAAAUAAAUUACACAUGAAGGACAUUGACUGUGAUAAUAGUGUACUCCAAACAGUAGCAAGACAAGACCAAAAUUUUAUCUCCUGUGAUAGUGUUUGUGACUCUUUGAGUAAACCCAACUGGGAUAAAUCAAUUGCUCAGAUAACAGAGGAGCCUGAAAACACCCUGCAUCCAUGUAAUUUGGCCUUGAACAGAAGUGAUCUAAUUGAGGAUGCAAACACAGAGCAAAUUGAUGUUGCAUCUGUCCAAGAUAAGCUUGUUAAGUCCCCACUUCAACAGAAAAGGAAUAAAUUAAGUUUAAGCAAGAAGUCACCUCUUCAAACCUGUUCUAAGAAGAGGAGCGGGCCUUCAAUUCCUACUGCAUCAUGUGUAGCACCAUCAUUUUCUAGAAAGAAGAAUGCGAAAAUCUGUACCGUGAACAAAAAUGAGCAAGAAAAGGCAUGUGAUGGUAUAGACAAUGUUCAGCUGUCACUUUCAGUAAAAAAGCAUUCUAAUCAGACACUACUGAUUGAAGAUGACUUAUCAGAACCAAUGGAAAUGAACAUCCCAGAUGCAUUUGGGUCUCCCACUUCUUCCCAUAGUAAUGAUGCAUUAAGAAAUCACAUAGCAUCAUUGACAGAUAAAUUAUUUCUAGAAGUUAAAGGUCCACAAACAGAAUUUAAAAAUUCCAAUAACGAUGAUGUUGAUAUUGAUAGCUGCUCAUCACAAAGCCUAGAUACCAGCCAACAAGAGGAGAUUGAGAGAUUGCCAUCCUCUUCUGUUUCAACUCUGGUGGCAAUUUCUCAGGCAUCUAGCCCCCCAGCUCCUUGUGCUGCUCCUUUAGCUGCUGAAAUAGUUGCAGACGAUUUCAAUGCACCCCCUAAAAAGGGCAAGACAAAAUUGAAGCCAGAUGGACUUGCCAAUCGUUUGCAACGAAUUCUUAAUCGGCAACGCUCCUCUGCACGUAUAUGGCAGUUUAAGCGAAGCAAGCAGAGUAAAUCAUCAUCAGCUGGUGGGUCAGAGCAGAGUGCCUCAGUGCUCAUAUCUGUUGAUAAAACAUGGACUGAAUAUUCUCAUAUAGUAGUGCAGGGCCAUGUUUUGAAUGAUGAUUGCAAUAAUAGGACUACUCGGUAUCUUGAUGCAUUGUCAGAUCAGGUUGUUGUUAUCUUGGACCCCACCAUUGCGGAGAAAUUAGAGAAAAUCAUGUCUUCCUCGAGGAUUCGUAUUUUCCCUCCAUGGCAAUCACUUAAGUUAAAAGGUAUCUCUUUGAUUCUCUGUGCAUAUUGUGUUGAAGUUGUACGCUCAGAUUGCCCACAGGGAACAGACAAUUCGACUCUCCUUAAGAAAGGCUCUGAAUGUGUCUCUGGUUCUGGUCUUUUUGAAAUAAUUUUCCCAAAGCUUGUGGAAAUCCAAACACACUUGAUCCAAUAUUCAGAGGAAUUACCACAAGACCCUCAUGAAAAUGGAGAGCAUGCUGUGACUUCAGGGAGCAUCUCUUCAUUAGUAUCUCGUCAUUACGUUGGUGAAGCUACCUUGGAUAUCUUGACUCUCACAGUAUUACGAGCUUUCCAGUUCAGGCCGCUUGACACUGAAACUGGACAAAGCAGUGAUGCUCCCUCAUGGUCUCUUCUGGGACAAGAUGUGGCUGGAGAAGUGUGUGAAGUACUGUUGGGCUGUGAACAAUUGCAGGCAUCACAAGAAAGCAUUUGGCAAGGUGUGAAAACUGGGAAAGUUAUUGGUAAAACAUAUUGUUUCUCUGGAUUUUUACCCAUUCAAAGGAUUGCUCCUUUCAGAGUUUCAAAUUUAUGGAAAAUUAUAUCAAGUAUGGGAAUUGAAGGGCUCUGUGAUCAGCCAGUGUUUUACGUGCUCUCUUCUGCAACACUGUCUUGGAGCUGUGGGCUUUCAGAAAGUCAAAGGAAAGCAUCCAUUCACCAACCAACUUUUUCUACACUAAAUUCCAUUUUGUCUGAGACUUCUACGUGUGAACCCAGGAGAGCAAAUGUUUUUUGCUGCAUUUUGCACGCAACAAGAGAGCGUCUCUAUGUAACAGACACAGAAACUACACCUUGUGUCACAGUCAUUACUGUGAAUCAAACUGCAUUCCUUCCAACAUUUAUAUUUAAAGCAGCUGCUUUGUUUGUUCUUGACCUUGAAGUAACAGCUGAUGAAUUGAGAAUAGAUAAAUACUCAAGAUUAUCUUCUAAGGAAGAUCUGUCUGAUUCUAUCCUCAGCAAUUUAGUUAGUGAAGAACAACAGAGAUGUAUGGCAAGGCUGAACCCCAACUUACCACUUUUACAUCGAAACACUGCGGCUAAAACUCUUGCAACAUUUUUUGGUACUGUUGUUGGUGUUGAUGAAGAAACUGCUUACAUGUGGCCUGCUUGUGGUGUUUGUGAGAAUGAGCUCUUAAGUCUUGGUGAUGGUACUGAAAUGUAUCGAUGUGAGAAAUGCAAUAAUCAAUGUGAUAACUUCAAUAUGCAUAUGUCACUCCAAGUGUUGUGUUCUUGUGCAAACCUGCCACUUUCUUCAUCCAUUAGAUUGAAGUUACAUCAGAGCACAAUUGAAUCUAUGUUGCCUCCCACUUUGUGUAAUGAGGAGGGAUAUGAUAUGAACACUGUCAUAGGACAAAAGCUAGGACCCUUAAGAUGUGAAGUACUCCAUUCUAAAGAUGGCAAUUUCACUUUACAGGAGUUACCAAAAAUAUGGUAACUUUUUUUGUUUUUUGUUUCAUGAUUUUUAUCAGAUGAGAAAAUCCUCAUCUCACUUCUGAUAUUUUAUGUUACCCUGAGUUAAACAUAGUGUUUACACAAUGAACCUGAUUCUUUUCUUUUUUAAUGUUUUGAAAUUUUGAUUUAUUGCUGUUCUCUUUUGUGUUAAAAAAGUUUAUUAAGUUACAAAUACAGUACGUUAAUUCUGCAUCAGUGUGCCAGUGUGAAAUAUUGAAUGCAUAUACAUGUUGAGUGGGUGUUAAUUUGCUGUGCAAGAGGACUGCUGGCCGGGUAGGACGACGGGCCUCCAACAAAGAAAUAAAAACAAAAGCAGAAACAGCUUGUGGUUAACCUUUACUACUCUUCAUAUUGUGAACAGCAGUUACAUCAUGGUCAACAUAUCACAGUUCAUUCGAAGACAUGCGAGGUCUUCUCUUAGUCUUUUUCGAUUCUGUAUUCUUUUUAACUUCAGGUGGUUGAUUUGGUUCAUUUUGAUAGGAUGCUCCUUCACUCAAAAUUGAAUAUGCCUAAAUAUUAAGAGAACAAAAUUAAAAUAUGGUGCAAAGGC